This is a messenger RNA of Nerophis ophidion (straightnose pipefish), 3372 nucleotides long. RefSeq lists its product as uncharacterized. The transcript has 7 exons. Lineage: Eukaryota; Metazoa; Chordata; Actinopteri; Syngnathiformes; Syngnathidae. The coding region runs from base 1965 to 2639 and encodes 224 amino acids. The record is from RefSeq and is a predicted model, not a curated record.
GAUGAGGUAAUAGCUCUUCAUUGCUCUGUGUUUCUUGUGUAAAUAUUAUUUCUGAACUUUCAUAAUACUUUAAAAGUUAAAACAUUAAUGUUGUAGGUAUAAGUGAUGUGUUGUUUUAAGUAUUUUUUUUAUGCACAAUUUUGUUAAAUAAGGAUUAGGGCGUCGAACGUUUGAAAUGUUUGAUCAUAAUUACACAUGGUAUUUACGCAGGUAUCACUCCGCCAGAAAAGUACAGACCUGUGUAUGUGUUUCAUGUUUCCAACAAAGGUAUGUGGAUUUGUGUAUUAUUAUUAUUUUUUUGUGAUAAAACGUUUUUGUUAAUGUAAUUUAAAUUAUUAUUUUUUUGUAUGAAUGAAUGUUGUUUAUUCUCUCUUCUGUCGGACUUUUGCUGAUAAGGUAUCACUCCGCCAGAAAAGUAGAGACCUGUGUAUGUGUUUCAUGUUUCAAACAAAGGUGUCCAAUAAAUGAUGAAACGACGGAAUGGUCAACGCUGAAUAAGACUCACUACACACACACACACACACACACACACACACACACAUAUAUAUAUAUAUAUAUAUAUAUAUAUACACACACACACACACACACACACCAACAUUGAUACAUGGAUGAUACAGCAGAGGAUUGGGAGAAUGUCAUGUGGUCAAAUGAAACCAAAAUAGAACUUUUUGGUAUAAACUCAAUUAGUUGUGUUUGGAGGAAGAAGAAUACUGAGUUGCAUCCCAAGAACACCAGACCUACUGUGAAGCAGUAGGUAUGGGCGCUCCCCACCCAAACCACGCCCCCAACCACGCCUACUUAUCACCCCCCACCUAUCGAAAUCGGAGGUUUCAAGGUUGGCAAGUAUGUUGUAAGACAAACACUUUAUCGCCGUGGUUAUUGUAUUGCUACGUGUUUGACAUUAUUUAAGACUUUAUCGUGCCCGGAAAAUAACAGUUUGUCUCAUCUGUGGGAUUAAUGACAUUUAAAGGACUAUUGUUAGUCCGAUGUUGAUGCGAUAAAACCUCUUUCUUGUUUGGAAGAUGCACACAUUUGUAACUUUUAUUUCUUCUUGCACAUAAUAAAUAUGUACAAUGUGUUUUGGAUGUAUUUAUUUAUGUAAAAAUUGUCAUUAAAUGUAAUGUUGCCUGACAAAAAGUGAUUCGACGUAAUAUUUUGAUAUUUACACAUCCCAUAUUUACACACACGUAUUUUACGAGAAUACACUUAUGAGCAUUACAUAUAUCAAAAUUAAGUACCGACUGUACUGUUUACUUGUUUAAAUACCCUUUUUAGAACAAAUAUCUACCCAAAUUAAACCUUUGAGAAACAUAUCUAAAAAAAUAAAAAUUAAAUUCCCCAUGUUCCUUUAGGGCAGACCUGGGCAUUCUGCGUCCGUGUCCGGUCCGCGUGAAGCCAAUCAUAAAUUACAAAAUACAUUUUAAAAAGUAUCUAAGUCUAGUGUGCAAUACAACGAUGCUGCUUUUUGUCACACCGCGGUGAGGGAAGUCUUGUCUUGGUUUUUUUCUGUCUUGUGAUUUGCAUGUUUUAUUUUGAAAAGCAACUCCUCUUGUUUCAGAUCACGGGCCCUUCCUCUUGUGUCACCAGUCUGACGUUAUCCCUGACCCUUGAUUGUUUCCACCUGUUUCCCAUUACCCUCAUGUUCCAUUUAAGUUCAUGCCUCCCCUUGUUCUGUGCCAGAUCGUCUCGAGCUUUCGUGUCAGUCUAGCAUCCAAGUCCAUGUUCAUGUUUGUAUCCAUGUUUUGCUUCUUCCCACGUCUACUUCCAUGGAACAAAGAAUCCCAUGCUGUAAUUUUGAAUUUCACUUUUUCUCCUCCUCAGAGCAACCUUUGUUAAUCGAGCCUUUGUCCAACCAAUGUGCUGAGGGAACUUAAAAGUUCCCUUUUUCCACUUGGCUUUUCUCACUUCCUCCAUUCUCACCUGCGCUCUGCCUCACUUUGGAGUCAUCCUUGAAGCUUCUCAACAUGAUCGGCUGCCUCUUGGUGCUCAUUUGCAGUAGCUCAGGUGCUCAUGGCCAGAAUGCCCUCUCGGCUUUUUUUGCAAGCUCAACUACCAAAAUCACUACAAAAAUGGAAACCCUCUGUCCACUGACGCUGUUAGCUACACCUGACUACCCGGUGGCAGCGGGUCAAAAGGUCAGCCUGCACUGUAGCGGUCCGACGUCGGCCAACGUGACUUGGUCCUGGCACAGAAAAGAGAACGGGUUGUGGCACCAAGUCGGCACAGGAAAAACUCUGACCCUCAGUGAGCCCGAGCAUAGCGGGAUGUAUCGCUGCCACUCGAGCAGUCACCAUCACUCUGACUGUGGGAGCCCCACUCACAACGUCUAUAUUGUCUCUUUUCACGCUGCAGAAAUGAAGACUAUGGGAAUAAGUGCCUUCACCCUCUCUCUGCUGGCCUUGAUGGUUAAUAUCUGUCUUGUAUUUUGGCUGCUCUGGCAAAGACGGUGUGACAAGAAAAGCUCCUCUAACACAACAAUUAAAGGUUUUGCAAGAGACGGAAAGGAGCUGAAGGGAGCUUUGCCACAAGCCGAGAAUGGUGGCCACGUGUACGUGAAUUACUCAAGCACAAACCUCGCCUACACCGAUCUAGAGCCCGCAAGCAUGAGGGGCGACAACACUUACUCAAUUCUGUCAUGAGCUUAAUCUGCACAGGAAAAGGCUUUUAGUGCAAGGUUUCAACAUGUUUUUUAACUGAAGACCCACAUGAUGAAUGUGGUGUUCUCCUGUCAUGUAUUAAAAUAACACUGACACAUUCUGUGCAAAAAUAAGACAUUAAUUUUACUUGGCAACAAGAAAAAAUAUAUAUAUUUGUAACCUUGCGGCUUUGGGGUGAAACUUUAACUUUAUUCUUACUUACUUUUUUUUGUUUUUAAAUCCAUCCAUCCAUUUUCUACCGCUUUCUCCCUUACGGGGUCGCAGGGGGCGCUGGCGCCUAUCUCAGCUACAAUCGGGCGGAAGGCGGGGUACACCCUGGACAAGUCGCCACCUCAUCGCAGGGCCAACACAGAUAGACAGACAACAUUCACACUCACAUUCACACACUAGGGUCAAUUUAGUGUUGCCAAUCAACCUAUCCCCAGGUGCAUGUCUUUGGAGGUGGGAGGAAGACGGAGUACCUGGAGAACAUGCAAACUUGCAAACUCCACACAGAAAGAUCCCGAGCCCGGAUUUGAACCCAGGACUGCAGGACCUUCGUAUUGUGAGGCAGAUGCACUAACCCCUCUGCCACCGUGAAGCUUUUAAAUAUUACACAAUUGUUGUUGUUAAACUACACCUUUAUUCUCAAAAUAUUUCGAUGUUAUUUUUAAAAAAUAUUUUUGUGCCUUCACAGUAUUUUGACUUUAUUGUUAUUAUUAAAAGCCUUUGAUGA